This is a messenger RNA of Olea europaea var. sylvestris, 1872 nucleotides long. Its product is annotated as anti-sigma-I factor RsgI6-like. Gene Ontology annotation, molecular function: hydrolase activity, hydrolyzing O-glycosyl compounds. Gene Ontology annotation, biological process: carbohydrate metabolic process. Bases 98 to 1708 code for a protein of 536 amino acids. The transcript has 8 exons. The record is from RefSeq and is a predicted model, not a curated record. Lineage: Eukaryota; Viridiplantae; Streptophyta; Magnoliopsida; Lamiales; Oleaceae.
CUCUGCCUAGGUUAACUCUUAGCCCUUUUGUGUGGCUGCAUUUAAGCUGAAUCGGGUCUUUCUGCAACUCAGCAUUUUAAGCAGAUAAUCAAAGAGCAUGCAGUACUUUACAUUCUUUUGUUCUCUAUUUUUGCUCCUCUUCUUUAGCAGUUCCCUGGUUUUGUGUUAUGACGAGCCACUUUACGACUCUUCUGCUUAUACGCAAUGUAAACUGCACCCUGAGGAGCCACUUUACAACGGUGGUAUCCUCAAAGAUCAAGUUCCGAAUUCUCUACAAAGUAUUCUGGAUAAUGGAGAUCAAGUUUCUUACCCGACAUUUUUAUUGCAAAACCUCACCGAGGGCAACAGAUAUUGUUUUUCAGUUUGGAUCAAAAUAAAGAAUGCAGAUUCAGCUCUUGUAAGGGCUAGUCUCGUGAUGGAAGACACUAACCUAAGUUGCAUAGGAACUGUUAUUGCCAAGCAAGGUUGCUGGUCAUUUCUCAAGGGUGGAUUUGUGUUGACAUCAUCAUCAAGAUUCUCUAAGCUAAAUCUUCAGGAUUCAGCUGGUAGGGAUUACAACAUAGAGAUUGCAAGUGCUUCUCUGCAGCCAUUCACCAAGGAGCAAUGGGGGUUGAAUCAGCAGACUAAAAUCUACAAGGAAAGGAAGCGUGCAGUUAUUAUCCAUGUCUCGGACAGGCACGGAGCCAAAUUGCAAGGGGCGGAAAUUACGGUAGAGCAAGUUUCAAAAGAUUUCCCAUUUGGAUCUGCUAUAGCAAAGACCAUCAUUGGAAAUUCACACUAUCAGAAAUGGUUUACAGAAAGAUUCAAUGCAGCAGUUUUUGAAAAUGAGCUCAAGUGGGAUGCAACAGAACCCAAGCCGGGGCAAGUCAACUACACGAUACCUGACCAGAUGCUCGAAUUUGUUCGAGCAAAUCAAAUUAUUACUAGAGGCCACAAUAUCUUCUGGGAGAACCCCAAGUCAUCACCGCAAUGGAUUCUUAAUCUAUCAAGCCCUGAUCUUCAAUCAGCUGUCACCUACAGAAUAGAAAGUCUUAUGAGCAGAUACAAAGAAGAAUUUAUUCACUGGGAUGUUAGUAAUGAAAUGCUUCAUUUCGACUUUUACGAGCAAAGGCUUGGACCGAACGCCACACUGCUGUUCUUUGAGAAGGCACAUCAAAUAGAUCCAUUGGCCACACUUUUCAUGAAUGAAUAUAAUGUGGUGGAAACUUGCGAUGAUGUUAAUUCCACAGUGGAUACCUACAUAUCAAGAAUGAUAGAGCUAAAGAAAGGUGGUGUAACAAUGGAUGGAAUUGGACUUCAGGGUCAUUUCAAUGUGCCAAACCCUCCCCUAAUGAGGGCUAUCCUUGACAAAUUGGCUACUCUUGGCCUUCCAAUUUGGUUAACAGAAGUUGAUAUCAGCAAACAGUUCAGUAAGGCAAGUCAGGCUAUUUAUCUAGAAGAAGUUUUAAGAGAAGGCUUUUCACAUCCUGCUGUCAAUGGGAUAAUACUUUGGACAGCCCUCCGCCCAAACAGUUGUUAUCAAAUGUGCCUAACUGAUAAUGACUUCAAUAAUCUGCUGGAAGGUGAAACAGACGAAUAUGGUUCAUACAGCUUCGCCGGUUUCUUGGGUGAGUACAAGAUUACAGCUAAAUAUGGCAACAACUUAGUGAAAUCAACAUUCUCUGUUAGUCAAGGUGAAGAAACCAGGAAUUUUAACAUUCAAUUGUAAUAACAUAAGUGAUUUUUAAGAAAUUUAUUGCAAUAGAAGUAUCUAUCUGGUUGACAAUGUAGAACGUUAGAAGAAUUAAUAUGUCAUGAUACAGAAUGAAAUUCUAUCUAUUAAUGUAUUCAUUCUAAGAUAUAUCAGCAGCUUAGUCGAGCUUUUAGCUGAUG